AUGGAUGUUGGGCCACCAUCUUUGCACGGUUGUUGCCACCACUGCUACAGGUCCAAGACAAAGCGACACAAAGCCGUUGUUGCACAACCGCCUGGCCGGCACUUCCAAACGAUCGUGUCCUCCAUUUGCGCCCUUCAACGUCAGAACUCGGCCUCCAUCUGUCCCACUGCCAGAACUCCCCCAAGUCCAAUGCCACUGCGAUUGCCCUGGGGCGCAGCCACAGAUGCAGUUUCCUUUCCUAACAACAUUCGCCCCUCGAACGCAAACGCCACCCAACGUUCAGGAAUGGAACCUUCGGCGGUGCACGCUCUUCAAGGACGUCUCCCCUGA
This is a messenger RNA of Ostreobium quekettii, 330 nucleotides long. The record is from the annotation of a GenBank genome assembly. NCBI's taxonomy places the organism in Eukaryota, Viridiplantae, Chlorophyta, Ulvophyceae, Bryopsidales, Ostreobiaceae.